AUGGAAGCUUCUCCUUCUCCACAACAAUCCAAUGUCACUUCAUAUGGGGCUAUAACUGUGGCUGUCAUCACCCUGGAGGUGUUUGCUGGCAUGUGGAUAAAUGCUUUCAUCGUUUGUGUGCUUUGCAUUGCCUGGGUCAAAAAGAAAACCUUGAACUCUAUUGAGAAGAUCUUGCUGCUGCUGGGAUUCUCCAGGAUUUCCUAUUUGUGCUUCACAUCAGUAUCCUACUUCAUUUCUAUACUUUAUCCCAAUUUCCUUCAUGUUCUAACCAUACAUCAACUACUUGCAUCUUUUGCAUCGUCUUUUAAUUAUUCCAACUUGUGGAUCUCAGCCUGUCUUUGUGGUUUCUACUGCAUAAAAAUUGCCAAUUUCAGGAACAGGCUCUUCAUCUACCUGAAAGUAAAAAUCGACAGAAUGGUGCCCUGGAUCUUGUUGGGGUCAGAGAUUUUAGGCUUAGCUAUGGGCAUUGUUAUAUAUGACCUCACAGAAACCCUGAAGAGGAACAACAUCACUUUCAGCAGCCAAGAAACCAUUUGGGAAAUAAUUAUUAGAACGAAUAAACAUCUUUUCUCUUCUUAUUUUCUUGCUGGGCUUGUAUUUGUUGCAUCAUUCAUGGUUGUCAUCUUUUCUGCUGUUUGCCUUCUCUUUUCUCUCUGGAGACACAAGCGCAGGAUGCAGACAAACUACAUGAAGGAUCUCAGCAUGGAUGCCCACAUCAGAGCCAUGAAAUCUGUCCUCUCCUUCUUAGUGAUGUACAGCAUCAACUUUGUAUGUUUGGUCUUGUCAAUAUUUUAUGCCACAAAGAAAGAAAAUAUCAUGACAUUCCUUAUAAACAUAUAUUUGUAUGCUUUUCCUGGUGCUCAUUCCCUUAUUUUGAUUUUCAGCAAUCCCAAACUGGAAAAGGUACUGAUGAAGUUUCUCUCCAGGGUGAAGUGUGACUUUUUCAUGAACUAG
Passer domesticus (house sparrow) is the source of this 954-nucleotide messenger RNA. Its product is annotated as taste receptor type 2 member 9-like. The record is from RefSeq and is a predicted model, not a curated record. Gene Ontology annotation, cellular component: membrane. Gene Ontology annotation, biological process: sensory perception of taste; G protein-coupled receptor signaling pathway; detection of chemical stimulus involved in sensory perception of bitter taste. NCBI's taxonomy places the organism in Eukaryota, Metazoa, Chordata, Aves, Passeriformes, Passeridae. Gene Ontology annotation, molecular function: G protein-coupled receptor activity; bitter taste receptor activity. Bases 1 to 954 code for a protein of 317 amino acids. The transcript has a single exon.